Molecule: messenger RNA, 2806 nt
Organism: Durio zibethinus
Lineage: Eukaryota; Viridiplantae; Streptophyta; Magnoliopsida; Malvales; Malvaceae
Source: RefSeq, a predicted model, not a curated record
CACAGCCUUUUUCCCUUCUUCUUAAAAUGCUCUUAAAGCUGAAACUCUCAAUUUCCUUCUUUUCUUGAUUCUUUUCAAGCUCUUUCAUUUCUUUUCUCUCGCCAAAUGAAGCUGACGGACGGAAACGCCACCCCUUCCGCCGUCAAGUUCGACUCUUUUAAAUGACGAAACUAUUAUUCUCUCUCCUUUUCGCCAUUACUUUAAUCGCCUUUAUCUCCUUCCCGCUGUUAACUCAUGCCUUGGGUUCCGGCUCAACGCUCGCUAUCGCCUACGGCACCGCCACCGUAUGCGCUAUCGUAGCCUCUGAGCCGACUCAACGCGUAAUCUGCUACCGUGCCGGCAAUACCUCCAUCUCCUCCGCCACCGUCGCUGUCCUACCUAACGUCUCCUACUCCACCGUCGCAGGUGGCCAAACAGACGUUUGUGCACUCCGUUCCGGCGGUUACAGCCUCCUGUGCUGGCAAACAAACGUCCCAAGUUUACCCGUUAAACGCCUCUACUAUAACGACACUGUUCUCUUACAAUCCAUCUCCAUCGGCGACGCAAGGAUUUGCGCAACACCAACGAAUACGACGGCGUCUGUAUCCUGCUGGAGAUCCGACGGCAAUAAUACAAAUAACAGUGGGGAGUUACCCAACAGUAGUUACACAAUGGGUAAAAUCACAUCCGGGUUUGGGUUUUCUUGUGGGAUUGUUUUGAAUGAAAACAACAGGGUUACUUGUUGGGGAAGUAACUCAGUAGGGAAAGACAUAGAAGGGCAAUUCGGGAACAUGUCAUUGUUAAAUAUCGAAGCUGGGUCUUCCCAUGUUUGUGGAGUGAACUCAACUGGAGAAUUAGUUUGUAAAGGAGAUAACUCAGCUGGUCAGUUGAAUGUUCCUUUAAACAGAGGUUUAAACUUUUCUUCUGGGUUAGCUCUUGGAGAGAGAUUUAGUUGUGCGAUUAGGAGAUGGAAUGGAACAGUUGUUUGUUGGGGUUUGAUGAAUGAGACUGCAGUUGAAGGAAUUGCGUUCGAAUCCAUUGUUUCAGGUUUAAAUUUUACGUGUGGAUUGACUACCACGAAUUUUUCAAUCGUUUGUUGGGGUCCAGGGUGGCCUGGAAACAAUGGGUCAAGUUCAAAUUCUUCAGUAAAUGAGUUACCUUUGGGAGCUGAUAUUCUACCAGGGCCUUGCGUUCGAUCUCCUUGUAAUGAGUGUGGGUUAUAUCCUCAAUCAAAUAGGCUUUGUUUUGGUUCAGGUAACAUUUGUAAACCCUGUUUUAAUUUCACCAACCCACCGCCACCGUCAACUCCGCCGGAACCUGCAGCUCCACCUCCGGAGGUUCCAACGCGGUCGUCUCCAUCUAAAGAGUUGAGGAGAGGGUUAUUGGCUUUCGCAAUAGUUGGAUCAAUUGGAGGUUUCAUGGGGAUUUGUAGUGUUAUUUAUUGUUUAUGGACUGGUGCUUGUUUUGGGAAAAAGAAAGUACAUAAUUCGGUUCAGCCAACAAUCACUAGAGCUGGUUCUAAUGGUGGUCCAGGAUCAAAUAAUAGUCCUCCAUCAAGGUCAUCUACAAUCAGACGCCAGGGUUCAAGAGCAAUGAGGCGUCAAAGAAGUGGAACAUCAUCAAAACAUGCUGAUAGAGCUGAGGAAUUUAGCUUGGCUGAGCUUGCUGCUGCUACAAAUGAUUUUUCGUUUGAAAACAAGAUUGGUGCUGGGAGUUUUGGGGUUGUUUACAGGGGAAAGUUGUUGGAUGGCCGUGAAGUAGCAAUUAAAAGAGGUGAGACGGGUCAAAUAACCAAGAAGUUCCAAGAGAAAGAGACUGCAUUUGAAUCAGAAUUGGCAUUCUUGUCCAGGCUUCAUCAUAAGCAUUUGGUUAGACUUGUUGGGUAUUGUGAAGAGAUGGAUGAAAGGCUUCUGGUUUAUGAGUACAUGAAGAACGGUGCACUUUAUGAUCAUUUACAUGAUAAGAACAACGUUGAGAAAAGUAGUAGUCUGCUUAAUUCCUGGAAAAUGAGGAUCAAAAUUGCUUUGGAUGCGGCACGAGGGAUCGAGUAUCUUCACAAUUAUGCAGUUCCACCUAUAAUUCAUAGAGAUAUAAAGUCUUCUAACAUAUUACUUGAUGUGAAUUGGACAGCAAGAGUUUCAGAUUUUGGACUUUCCCUGAUGGGUCCGGAAUCUGGUCUUGAUUUCAGGCCAACGAAGGCGGUUGGAACAGUUGGUUACAUUGAUCCUGAGUACUAUGGCUUAAAUGUAUUAACAGCAAAGAGUGAUGUCUAUGGGCUUGGAGUUGUAAUGCUAGAACUUCUGACAGGGAAGAGGGCUAUAUUCAAGAGUGACGAAAAUGGAGGGACCCCAGUGAGCCUGGUGGAUUUUACUGUGCCUGCAAUUAUCGCAGGUGAAUUGGUUAAGGUUUUGGACACAAGGGUUGGACCACCAGAGCUGAAUGAAGCAGAAGCAGUGGAGCUGAUGGCAUACACUGCAAUGCAUUGUGUGAAUUUGGAAGGGAAAGAGAGGCCUACAAUUGGUGACAUUGUUUCUAAUUUGGAGAGGGCAGUGGCUGUUUGUCAUGGCAGCCAUGGCAGCAUCCCUAGUGAUGCAUUAUCAAUUGUUUCAGAGUGAAAUUUCAACUCUCUAAACCAAAAAAAAAAAAAAGCAAUUUGUUCUUUCUCUCAUUAAAAUUUUUCUAUCAAUGAUUUAUCCAGGUAUACAUUUUGGAUUGUAAAAAGAUUUAGAAGCUUUGUUCUUCAUCUAACAUUGAGCUGUGGGGUAGGAUUAUGUGAACACAGACAACAAGGAGAAAUGAUUACAUGAUUCAUUGUUGUUGCUCUUUA